GACAGAAAAAAGCUCGAUAAUUCAACUAUUAAAUCUACAUUAUUGCCGCAAAAGUCACAGGGCCGUUACACCCAGUGAGGCCUGCUUUCUAUUUUUAUUAAAGUGAUGAAUAUUUGUAUUUUUUUCACUUUGUUUCUCACGAUAAAACGUUAGCUGUUAUGCUGGAUGUUGUAGCGCAUCGUAAUACUGUGUCGGGCAGCUGUCAAACCUGAGCAGCAGAGAGAAACCGAGUCAGCGGUACAGAUUUUUUUUUAUUAAACUCGGCCUGGAUACAGAGUGAACAGUCAUCUUUCAGUCAUUUUUCAAGUCAAGCGCCGAGAAAGAGAAUAAUUUUCAUACAUACCUUCGUUUAACAUGAAGCAGCGGCUGCUAACGUUAGCCUUCGUCCAGCCAGAGGCUACUGUGUUAAAAUAUGCCCUCAGCAAUGACUGCAAAGCACAACCGUGUGAGUUCCGGUUCUUUUCGGUGAGUCCGUUUUCAUUUUGCUCGUCUUUUAAGUGAGGGUCCGUAACUGGGGCGAAGCACGAAAAAAAUAAAAUAAAAUAAAAUAAUGUAUUACUUUCACAAACGGUCAUUUUUGUCUAUUUUUUGUCUAAGACUUUCCAAAGGCCUGUUAUUGAGUAGAUGUGUUCUGAGAAUAGGAUUUGAGAGGCAAAUAAUUCACAUAUUCAAUAUUACCGGCAACCCUUAUGUUCCCUUUUAGCCCCUAAUAACGUCAUAUGGCGGUAGCGUCUUCAAAUAACGGUAUUCUAGAGGACGAGUAAAUCCUGUUCCCGUUUCUAAAAUUUAUACUGGCUUCGGUGGUAAAAGUUACAUUAUUCACGACAAAAUCGAUUUCAAAAAUAAUUUAUUUGCUCAAAUUAUGUAUGAAAUCGAACAUUCAUCAUAAUGUUGAUCGAAAAGAUAAAGAUAUCUUGUUGAAUAUGUUGACAGAAUGUAUAUUCCUGGCAGACAAUUCUAAGGGCCUGAAUUACUUAGUGCAUUCUCGCGCGCAGUGCAGCAGGUGGCGCUGUCGCACCAUCAUGUUGUUUGCGCCACUACUAAACAGUAACAAAGGAAAAAGAAGAAAAACGGCGGUGCGUUUGAGGAACCCUUUACAAAUCCGAAAAUACAGAAAUUUAGAGUAAAAUAAAUAACAAACCUAGAAAUUUGAUAACUUCAGGAUAAAAUCGAAAUUUGCUGGUUAUAUAGUGUUAAAAAAAAAACAAUCAACUACUUUGUCAUAAUGUCUUAAUGGAUAAAUACUGACAAUAACAUGGUCUUAUCAGCCACUUUGAUAAAUCCAGCUUUACCAUUUAUAAUAUCUGAAUCUACAAAAGUGCAAAAGGUUGUUACUAAAGCUCUGACUCUUGAUCUUGAAGGUCAAAACCUAGAAUUUCCUCGGGACAUUAUCCGGACCAAAAUAUGUAUGGCAUAAAGACAUCCACCACAUCAACUAAUUUUUUAGAGGUUUGUCCAUAAACACAAUCCAUCAGCAUACAGAUGCUUUAAAAUGAAGCUUAUAGAUAGUCAGAACUCUCCGUGUUUUCCUUUGAAACUGAUCCUCUGGUCUAAGGUAGUGAAAUGUCGAUUUUCGAUCCUAAAACAGACAUCAUAACAGACAGAAUCAUAUUUUUAUUUCUCACAUACGUAUAUGCAUUUGCUCUGGAACUUUCAGCAAUAAAGAAAUGUUAAACACAAAUACCUCUUCUGUUUUGUUCCAGCAGUGUGUGGCUAAUUUUAGAAAGGGGGAAAAAAUAAUGUACAACCUUAUUUCUAACAAAUCUCAGAAUGUGACAUUAACUGACAAAUAGGAACCUCUGGUGGUUAAGCGUUGAGUUGAAGCCAAGAUUAGGUCACUCCAUGGUUUUACAGACUGUUAAAAAUCUUUGGGAAAGAGGAUGAAAUAAGGUUUUUGUUACCAAGUUUACAUUCGUGAAUGAAAUAUUUAGUACAGUAAAAUAUACAGAUUUAAAAUAUUAAAGUUUUUUUCCUCAUGUCUGUGAAUUCUGUUGAAACAAAAAUAAAAUAUUCUCCUAUAAUAAAACAAAGUCUCUCAUAUUAUAAACCCGCUGAAAUUUAAGAAUCUUUUAGUUUGUGUGUGGACAAAGCCAAAAACGGUGUAAUGCAGUCCCUGAAUGUUUUUUACGGAAUGAACAAUUUGUGCUUUUAAAAAUUUUAUUAUGUAGUGAUUUUCCUGGUAACACUUACUAUUAAUCUUAGAAUCUUAAAGCAUGUUUGAUUGGUGGGUUUAAUGAACCAAAAUAUUGUUGCAGAUGUAAGUUCCCCCUUUCAGGAUAAACAAGAAGCACUGACAACCAUGUAGAAAAGGCCGUUUGAUUGAACAAAUAUGAGUUUGUGGGUUUACUGAAAUCAAAGUCUGAGGGGCACUUGAGGUCGUGUUCAUACCUGAUCUCAGUGAAGUAAGAUACACAGUGUUAGUCAGAUAUCUGAGCACCAGUGUCAUUUUUCUUUAUUGCUUUCAUUCCCUCUGAUUGUUAAUGUAUAACUGAACUUGAACUGAAUUGGAAUUAAACAUAGCAGGACAGACUGUUAUUAAAGUCUUCAUUCUCAUUAAAUGAUCCCACACAGAUAGUUGGAUUGAAAAAGGAGGAACUUAAAGAAUCUAACUUUUGUGGUGUUUUCUUCACAUUUAAUGAAAGCUUGAAUUUCUCUUCUUAAUGUACUACUGAGGUGUCAACAUGCAGACGAUUCUUAUCUCACACUCCUCUCAUAAUGCAAUAAAACAACACGCUCUUUCCAGUAACAUAUGUAGGUGUGGCCUACCUGCAGAGCUGAUAAAGGAGUUUUCCACCUGAGUUCGUCCUUAUUGUUCGCCCCCUCUCGACGGAGUUCAGCUCUCCAUGUUGAAGUUUGGUAAGUGACAGUUUUAACUUUUUCAAGACUCGCUUUGAUUCAUUAAAGUAUAAAAACAGCUGUGUUCUGUUGUUGGCCUUCGGGUUCAUCACUGCUCUGGGAAUACUGUGAGACUUCCUCUGCCAACAGGGAAGGAGCUGCACGUUUGAUACCAGUGUGCUAACAGGUCUCUUGGAGACAGUUUAUAAAGGUGAGGCUCUCCAUUAUACAUUUAACAGCUGUUUUACUGUAAUAAUUGGUUAGAGUUAAAAUAGAAAACAGUUUAAAUAUUAUGACAGCAAAAUGGGCCACAGACACACUCCAUGAUUUACACCAUUUUAAUAGAUAUAGAUCUAUAUACGAAAAAAAAAACCCUCCACCAGGGAAUUUACCGACUUGGAUCAGCCUUAAAUUUCACCCUGUGCAUGUCUGUAGUCCUCGAAAAAUGGUCUCUGAAGAAAGCUCUGUGAAUGAAGGUGCAUGAAGAGGUUCCUUUAACUUGAUCACUGCAACAUUAGAAAUGCAAAUAUAAACUUACAUCACAAACACAGACAUUCAUUUGCUGGUGAAUGAAGCAGAGAUCAAAAAGCAAACCGUUUUUUUUUUACUGAGUUUUUCACGUUUUCCAGUCUUUUUUACCACAUUCUGAACUUUAUUUUGAUGUGCCGCUGGCUUCAAAUUCAAAAUGGAAAAACAGUGUUUAAUUUUUUUUUUUUAAUAAUAUUUAGAUUGGAUUAUAAGUUUACAUGUUUUGCUCAGUUAAUCUUUAGCUAAUUCUCGUCUGUUGAAUUCUGGGUUCUGUAAAAUUUUCAUGGUCAGAUAAGAUAAGAAGAACUUUAUUGAUCCCUGAACUUCCCUGUACUUUCAGAGAGAAGUAAAAUGGUUGUUUAUGGUUGUUUUUCAAGUCUAAUAAAGUCAUGAAUUGUAAUGUUUAUGACAUGUGGGCUUGAAUACAAAAUCUUCCUGAUUCAGAAUCAUUAUGAAGCUGUAGCAGUUUUCAUAUUAGUUUUAUCACUUUAUUAUGCCUGCUAAGUCUGAAGUUCAGACAGUUUGAAUUUAGAUGUUUAAGGUCAGUGCAGCCAAGAUGAAACAUAACAAGAGAAUUUGUUUAAGUGGAAGUCAAGGUUCAGUGUUUAAAUUACAGUAUAAAUGCACACACUAUUAGUUCAGUGCUUAAUCUGGUACCGUGCCAUGGUUUAUGUGCUAUGGUACACUAAUGGUGUUGGGGUCCUCCUGCAGCUCUGUGUUGUCACAUCUGCAGCGGGGCUGCUGAAAAACUGCUGACAGUCUCUUAUAAUACUGUUUGUAUCAGGAUGGAGAAGAAGAAACAAGGGUCUCCUGAACCCAGCUGUUUGUCCAUGAAGAGUGACCGGUCUAAGGGUUUGCUGAUUCACUUUGAAGAUGGACAUGAUGAUGCUGAUGGAGGGUGAGGUUUAAGAAAAACUGUUUAUUAUUUAACCUCCAAGAAAACACUCAUACUUUGGCUUAGAGGGCACAUUCAGCAGUGGCUUCACAAAGAGUUCAGUGGUUAGCCUGAAUAUGAUAAAAGAAAAUCUCUCAUGUGAUUAUCUAUACUCAUGUUUUUUAUGGAUUCUUAAGGAUAUUUUGUUAGUUGUGGAGUAAUGCUCAUUAUGAGAAAACCCUCUUUGUGGAAGUUUUAAGAUUAUUAGUGCUAAAGAGAUUAUUCAUUAAAGAUGUUUUCACUGAUCCACACUUUUUUUUCUGUACCAGGAUGAAGAGGAAGAGACCAGAGUCUCCCGAACCCAGCUGUUGGUCCAUGAAGAGUGACCGGUCUAAGGGUUUACUGAUUCACUAUGAAGAUGGACAUCCUGCUACUGAUGGGGGGUGAGAGCAGAAAACUGUAAAUUCUGAGGACUCAUGUGAUCUGUGGUCUCUUUACCCAAUCGCAGCGGUUCUAGAAAGUAUCUCAAAUAUCUGUCUGUGCCAUCCUGGGUCCUUCCUUCUUGAAUCUGUAGGUUGGAUUUCUAACGUUUCCUCUUCCAAGUGGUAUCUCUUUGGGAUGUGUUUUAGUGUAUGUUUACUGCUGAUUAGUAUAAAACACAUCAAACCAAGAUUCAAAGGUCACAUUCAGCCAAGUGAAAGUCAAGAUUUGCCUGCAGAAGACUCAGAUGUUCAGUUCAGUUUCUUUGUUGCCAAAUAAUGACAAACCAGGCUACCGAUAGUGCCUUUUGCUGGUAAACUGAGUACAUAUGGCAUUCAAGUUACAUUGGGAGUUUUAGAUUUUUGAGCAUAGAAAUCAAUUUUUUAACUGCUCAAGUAUCUGUGUGCAGGUUUAAUUGAAGGAGAACCUGUCAAUCAUUAUCCUUAUCUUAUAUUGAAGCUGAUAGUGCACCAAUAUAAUGAUAAAAUGAAGAUUCAGGGCAAAGGCUGACAGUUGGUGCUUUGAAUACUCCCUACGUGUGAAAGCAAAACCUCACACAGGAGUCAUCUUACUGAUGCACACCUGAGCUCCAUCAAAAGAGUUUCCUCCACUCUAAAAAGUGCAUGUAAAAAUCGAUUUUUUUGCACUUUUCCAUUAUUUGCAAAGUAAACAAUCAAUGGAUAAAAAAAUUUAACAUUUUCACAAGUAUUAUCAAAUUUUAAUUUUUUUAUUUGCUUGGUGGAGCCAUAAGAGGAAGAAAAAUAGCUGGCAAAAAGUUACCAGCCACAAUAAAAUUGUUAUUUAUUCAAGAUGUUGUGUUUGACCUGCUGUUUCUCUGUACCAGGGGGAAGAGGAAGAAACUAGAGUCUCCUGGACCAAGCUGUUUGUCCAUGAAGAGUGACCGGUCAAAGGGUUUACUGAUUCACUUUGACAAUGGACAUUCUGCUUCUGAUGGGGGGUGAGAGCCGAAAACUGGAUUUUUUUUCACUAAUAAAAUAUGUUUAGAUCCAUUUUGAAUAAGCCAGAAGCAGACAGAACAACUAGAGGAUGGGUUUCGUCAGGUUCACUCAGGUUUAAACAGAGACUGAAUAUCACCUACUUUCUAACACUGCUGCUGUAACACCAUAAUAUCCCAGUUUGGGAUCAAUAAAGUAAUUCAGAUUCAGAUUCAGAGAGCUGUGUCUUUAACACCUGAACUGUUUUUUCUCCACAGACCUCAGCAGAGCCCAGACAGCCUCGGUGUUCAGUCAGACCAGCAGCAUCAGACAGACUUGGACUCUGUACUUAUGGUUUGUGCAACACAUUUUUCGUGAAAAAUCCACUUUUCAAGGAUUUAAUGAUGUUCAAUUAUCUGUUUUGAUGAGCUGACCUCUAUAAUGACAGAUAAAUCACCUGCCGUCUUCUUCUAGUUAAAAUCAGAAAUCAUUCUGUUCCAGAAUUUGAAGAAAAAAAUCAACACCUUUGCAGAGAAUGAGUUGAAGAGAGCCCAGAGGGUUCUGAGUUCAGGUUACCCAGCAUGUUCAGAAAGUUUGGAUGAAGAUGAGGAGGCACUGGAUGGUGAGGAAGAGGAGCAGAGGAAGAGCAACAGAGAUGCCUUUCUGAAGAUCACUCUGAACUUCCUGAAGAGCAUGAAGAAGAAGGACCUGGCAGACUGUCUGCAGAGCAGUAAGUGGAUUUCAACAGAUUUAUCACGAUCAAACAAGGACAUAGAGGUUUGAAACAGAGAAACUGUAAUACUGAUGCCACUUCAAUCUCACUUCAAACAAACUUUUUUCACAUGUUCUCCUAAGUUAAAAAAGAAAGGAGCACACAAAGAACUUUAGGGGCCCAAUGAAAAUUGAUCAAAUUAUGUUUGCCUUAUUGGUCGACGUAAAAACAACAAAUUUUUAGAGGACAAAUUAGGGAAAUAAAGAGGUGUGUCUUAUUGUCUGAUCUUGGUAAUAUGAUUUAAAAUCAAUUUUAGGUCAAUUGGUCACGUGAUAUGGAAGUAAUUGAAGGAAAAACAGCCUUUUCUGAGAACAUCAACAGGUAAUUUAUUGACAGUCCCUUUUUCAACACCUGACGUUGAUAUCGAGGAUGCCGAGUAGAUUUAACCGCGCUGCUGUUGCUAUUCCUGGUUAUGGAGAGUGAGAAGACACCGGUAGAUCCGUAAUGAAUGCCUGUCGAAUAUCCAACCUAAAACUAACUUCACCGCAGUAUUUACAUGAAAGAAACAUUUGUUGCCUCGGUUUACUUGUAAUGCGCACAUGUGCCCCCUCGAGAGAUGAAUUUUGCCAGCCGCUAACUUCUGUAGCUACACCAACUUCGGCAACGACCACACGAUAGCAAUACACAGCAUGUAUCCACGCACAAACCGCAACCAAAAAGCCACUCUAUAGCCAUAAAUAACUCUCAGAACAGCACCUAACUUCAUCAACAGGACAUAUAGGGUCACAGCCAUCAAACAACUUUUUAACUUUGCAUAAUUCCUUUAGCAAGAGGACCAAACACUACUCACCCACUCUCCUAUAGCAGCCACUUGUUUGUGGGGGAGCCCUGACGAGUCGAUCACCAAGUGCAGUGGAGUUUCACAGCUUAAGGAAGAACAUUUGAGAUCAUUACUUCAUAGAAAUGCAAUCAGAGUCCUUGUGUAUCUUGUAUGUGCACUGCAGAUAUGGUGGUUCUUCUGCCUUACGAUAAGAUACUGCUUCAAGACCAUCACACCCACGGUUGCCAACACAGGUGCAAAUUCACUCGUCAUUUAUGUGGGUGCUGUUCAUAAAAAUGGCGGCUGUGUUGAGUGAGAAACAACAAGGACACUUGCGCUCAAUGCCAAACCCUGAGCAGUGGGUGUCCUCGUCUAAUUACCUCUAAACAGUUAUUCUAUCUUUUACUCGUACAUUUCGAUAAUCCCAUUAAUGCAGCUGCACUGAUUGAAAAAAAUAUGUGCUACAAAAAUAUUAAUGUGUGACACACUCAUGGUUUUCAUUUUUGCUUGUAAAUUCAGGAACUUCUAAUGCAGUGUGCCAGAGUAAGCUUAAGUCCAACAUGAAGAGGAAGUUCCACCUUGUGUUUGAGGGGAUUGCAAAGGCAGGAAACAAGACACCACUGAACCAGAUCUACACAGAGCUCUUUAUCACAGAGGGAGGGAAAGGAGAGGUCCAUGAUGAACACGAGGUUAGACAGAUAGAACAAGCAUCCAGGAAACCAGACAGACCAGAAAAAAACAUCAGACAAGAAGCCAUCUUUGAACCUCCACCUGGGAGAAAUGUACCAAUCAGGACAGUGAUAACGAAGGGAGUGGAUGGCAUCGGGAAAACAGUCCUGACACAGAAGUUUGCUCUGGACUGGGCUGAAGACAAGGCCCACCAGGACAUCCAGUUCAUGUUUCCGUUUACUUUCAGAAAGCUGAACAUUGUCACAGAGAAGUUCAGCUUAGUGGAACUUAUUCAUCUCUUCUUCACUGAAACCAAAGAAGCGGAGAUCCGCAGCUUUGAAGAGUUCAGGGUUUUGUUCAUCUUUGAUGGUCUAGACGAGUGUCGACUCCCUCUGGACUUCCACAACAAUGAGAUCGUGACUGAUGUCACCAAGUCCACUUCAGUGGACGUGCUGCUGACAAACCUCUUCAAGGGGAAUCUGCUUCCCUCUGCUCGCCUCUUGAUAACCACACGACCUGCAGCAGCCAAUCGGAUCCCUCCUGAGUAUGUUGACAAGGUGACAGAGGUCAUGGGGUUCACUGACCCUCAGAAAGAGGAGUACUUCAGGAAGAGAUUUGAAGGUGAUGAGGAGAAGACCAGAAAGAUCAUCUCACAUGUCAAGACAUCCCGAAGCCUCCACAUCAUGUGCCACCUUCCAGUCUUCUGCUGGAUCACUGCAAAAGUUCUAGAAGAUGAGCUCAAGACCAGAGAGCAGGGAGAGCUACCCAGAACCCUGACUGAGAUGUAUGUCCACUUCCUGGUGGUCCAGGCCAAGCUCAAGAACAUCAAAGAUAGAGGAGGAACUGGGGCUGAUUCACCCUGGAGUCCAGAGAGAAGGGAGAUGAUUGUGUCUCUGGGUAAACUGGCGUUUGAGCAGCUGCAGAAGGAUCACCUCAUCUUUUAUAAAUCUGACCUGACAGAGUGUGGUAUCGAUAUCAAAGCGGCCUUAGUGUACUCAGGAGUUUUCACACUGAUCUUUAAAGAAGCAAGAGGACUCUACCAAGAGAAGGUGUUCCGGUUCAUCCACCUGAGUGUCCAAGAGUUUCUGGCAGCUCUGUAUGUCCAUCUGACCUUCACCAACUCUGGAGUCAACCUGAUGGAAGAAGAAACAGCAAGAAAAACCAAACCUGCUGAGACACAGUUCUAUCAGAGUGCUGUGGACAAAGCCUUACAGAGUCCAAAUGGACACCUGGACUUGUUCCUCCGCUUCCUCCUCGGCCUUUCAGCUGAGACUAACCAACAUCACUUACAAGGUCUACUGACACGAUCAAGUAACAGCUCUCAGAUUAAAGUAGACAUUGUCACGUACAUUAAGAAGAAAAUUGAGAAUCUGCCUGCAGAGAAAAGCAUCAAUCUGUUCCACUGUCUGAAUGAACUGAAUGAUCGUUCUCUGGUGGAGGAGAUCCACAGGCCCCUGAGGUCAGGACGUCUCUCCACAAAUGAGCUGUCUCACGGUCAGUGGUCAGCUCUGGUCUUCAUCCUACUGUCAUCACAAGAAGAUCUGGACUCAUUCGACCUAAAGAAGUACUCUGCUUCAGAGGAGGCUCUCCUGACGCUGCUGCCUGUAAUCAAAGCCUCAAAUAAAGCUAUGUACGUGUACACAAAACUACACAAGUUUUAAGAGGAAGUUUUACUUCAUUCAAAAAGAACCACUUUCCAUUGUAAUGCAGGUAUUCUUUAACCUUUUGAUUCCCCUUCAGGCUGAGUGGUUGUAACCUGUCUGAGAGAAGCUGUAAAGCUCUGUCCUCAGUUCUGAGCUCGGUGUCCUCUAACCUGAGAGAGCUGGACCUGAGCAACAACAACCUGCAGGAUUCAGGAGUGACGCAGCUGUGUGAGGGACUGAAGAGUCCACACUGUAGACUGGAGACUCUCAGGUGAGUACAAAGCUGCAUGAAGAAGACAACCCACUCAUACAAUGGUAUUUUAUGAAUCUGUUUAUUCUUCUGUGUGAUUCCCUUCAGGCUGAGUGGUUGUAACCUGUCCGAGAAAAGCUGUGAGACUCUGUCCUCAGUUCUAAGUUUUCAGACUUGUACGCUGAGAGAGCUGGACCUGAGCAACAACAACCUGCAGGAUUCAGGAGUGACGCAGCUGUGUGAGGCACUGAGGAGUUCACACUGCAGGCUGAAACUCUGAGGUUAGUGCACACGAAGUCAAGCUUAGCUUCAAUCAGCUCCUAUCCCUAAUGCUGCACUACAGUUGUACACGGAAGUUGGAACUUCCAAGGUCCAAGUCGGAAAUUGACCUGGAAUGAAAUGGAAAGUCGGAUGAUGCUCACAGACCCCGACUUUACAGCAAUUCAUAAUCCAAGAUGGCAGCACUGUGCAUCAUCAGUAAAGAGUAACAGUGGAAGCUCUCAUAAUGUUUUAUUUAUUUUUAUUUUUUCUGUUUUGUUUUUGUGAAAUUAAAUAAGUGGUAUAGUAAAAAAGAGUAAAAAAGGGUGUUAUGCGUUGUUGACAACUCGUAUAGCUAACAGCAACUAACAACAACUGACAACGGCUAACGACAGCUGACAAUUGUAAACAACGGCUAACAACGGCUAACAGUAGGCGUCCAUCUUGGUUUUCCGACUUGUUAACUGGAACGCCGUCAACUUUUAUGUAACGUCAUUCCCUGCUCGACUUUUGACUUCCUAGGUAACUGGAAGGCAGCAUAAGCCCCGCCCCUCGAACACAGAUAAGCCAAUGGAAGUUUAGUAGCCCACCAGGAUUGGCAAUGAGGAGUAUUUCAUUCCAUUUCCAAAACCAAAGAAAGACCAGAGUAAAUGUCUGCUACUAAAUAAGUCGUGUGGCAGACCACAGCCAACUUAAUGUCCAGAAGAUCAACAAAGAUGUCUACAUGUCAAGACGACUUUGGUUUACUUAAUAACUGCAUUAGGGCUGCAUGGUGGUGCAGUGGUUAGCACUGUAGCCUCACAGCAAGAAGGUUCCUGGUCCGAAUCCCUGGCCAGGCAGGGGCCUUUCUGUGUGGAGUUUGCUUGUUCUCCCCAUGCAUUUCCCCCCGUGGGUUCUAUCCAGGAGCUCCGGCUUCCUCCCACAGUCCAAAGACCUGCUCAUCAGGUUAAGUGGUCACUCUAAAUUGUCCGUGGGUGUGAGUGUUAGUAUGGAUGGUUGUCUGUCUCUGUAUGUCAGCCCUGUGAUAGACUGGUGACCUGUCCAGUGUGUACCCUGCCUCCCUCCCAAUGGCAGCUGGGAAAGGCUCCAGUACCCUGAGACUGAAUGGGGAAAAGCAGUAAAGAAAAUGGAUAAUAACGGUAUUAUUCAUUAUCAAUGCUGCCAAAGUUAUCCAGUGCUAAAAAUAAAACGUAAGUUUGAUAGUCUGUCAGUACAAAUGGUGAAUGAACAGAGGUUAACCUGCAGCUGUGCUGUGUCUCAUUCUCUCCAUCAGAUAUCUGUGAGCUGGGACUGGACACAAAGAUGUUGACCUCACUGAGAGCCAAGUGUGAAGUAUUUGAAAGUCAAACUUAAGUAGAUGCACUGUACAAAAAAUGGCUUUGACGAAAAAACAAAGUUUGCUGCUGUAAAGUUUCCAAAUAUUUCUUAUGUAAAACGUUUUAAAACAGUCACCAUGGUGGAUUCAAUGUAGCCUCCAGCAGGGGAAAAUGUCAUCUUUGUUGUUUGCGUGUAACACUGUUGGCCCUCGAGCAAUGCAAUUUCAAUCCUCUGUAUGUGUCAUACAUGUUGCAGAAUUGACAAUAAAGCUUGAACCUUGAAUAUUCAUUUUUCACAGUCAGAUCUGCUGCCAGUUAAAAGCCUUUUUAAUCUGUAUAUAUGCUUACCAUUACUGCAAACCGGAUUAUUAUUGCACAGUCAUUAAAUUACACAGUAAGCUCCUCCACAAAUUGAGUUGUUUUUUAUUUCUUCACAAAUCUGAGGAGUAGAAGCCCUCAAUUUGUGAAAUUUUAGAUAAUGAAUCUCAAAUUUAAUACUGUUUCAUUCCCUCUGGAACAGUGUUUUUAUUGAAAAUUUAUAUUUUGCUUGUUAAAAGUAUAUUGUACUAUGAAUUGUGCCAAAUAUAAAAAUAAAAUAAAUUAAUAAAUAAAUAAUCCUUACCACUGUUAACACAGAAGAGCUGAAUUCAGUAAUUUUUCUCAUCUUCCACCUAAAAACAUGUAGUAAAAAUAUAUAUCUAUUCUCCAAAGGUGAGAUUUGUUUUUGCUGAAGUAAGACUCUAACCCAGGACAAAAGUUGUGAAGUUACAAAAAUAAAAUAAAUUAAAAUAAAAUGGGGUUGUGUUUCUUGUCCUGAAUAAUCAAUAAUCUCAGUUUUUAAAGUGACCCUGAAUGCAUCACUGACAUCAGCCAGCGUCUCCCUCUGCAGACUGAGAGGGUGGCCGCCUUUGUUUCUAAUAGCAGAACUGAGAUUUCAUCCCCAUGUUACAGUAAUUUAGUAAACAACAAUAUCCUCUAUCUUUAGAUUAGUGUUUUCUAUCAUAGUCUGAUAUAUUCUAUCACUGUGCUUUUCACACAUAUGGUACACAUGAUAUACAUAGGUGAAAUCAGAGUGAUAGUGGGAUUAAGAAAAAUGGCACAUACUAAAGACCAUACCUCUGGACAUAUUCUUUGAGUUUUAUGUAGAAAAAAAUAAAAGUAACCCUGAAAUUUGCUUUGAUUUGUUGAAACAUGGUGGAGAAGCCAAGUCAUAGCCUGAGCAACUUUAUAGUGCAUCACAUGACAUUAACAUUGAGCCUUUUUAAUCUGUGUAUAUGCUUACCAUUACUGCACACCGGAUUAUUACUGCACAGUCAUUAAAUCACACAGUAAGCUCCUAUAGAAACAUCUGUUACAUCCCUGCAUGACUACACAGCCGUUACAGUAUGUCCUUAACAUUUACCUUUUUAUGUCUACUAACUUUAUUUUUUAAUGUAUAGAUCAUAAAGUUAGCCAUCUUUUGAUUUUUUUAUAUAAGUUUCUUGAAAACACUUUUUUCUUUUGUAUGUCAUUCUAUUUCUCGUCUUUGCAUGUCGUUCCCUCUACCUACCACACGAUGUCAGCGUUAACCCAAAAAAUAAACACACAACAGACCAACUUGUUAAAAAACGUUUCUUCUUCUUUGUUGCCCAGCAUGUAAACUCUUUCCCCCAGAUUUCACAAAACUCUACAGUAACAUUUCCAUGAAAUAAACGAUCCGAACAUGCCGCGUUUUAAUACAACUGACGAGAAAUAAUAUCAUGCAUUACAGUGACGAAUUUCACAUUAAAUAAUGGAUCCCUUGAGCUCUUUCUCCGUUUUAUGUGCACUCAGGAAAAUGACAAAUAUAUAGUGUUUAUAUUUACAGUUCUCAAAGGCAGUUGUGACUUUAUAAAUGUAGAUAAGAAUAACACUGAGCAGUUGGAGGCACAGGAAGUCCGCCUCCGGGUUCCAGCGGCGUUUUCAGCACCUAUCAGCCGUAUUCACACGGCGGCCAUUUUAUUAUGACGUUACGCUAAAGGCGGGAAAUCCGGGUAAACAUUCUGGAAGCUAGCUGAGAAGGCGUUUUCAAGGUAAAACAACAGACCCAGCUACAACCUCUUUUAUCAAAUAGUUAUGCUAAAACCC
Molecule: messenger RNA, 13426 nt
Organism: Xyrichtys novacula (pearly razorfish)
Lineage: Eukaryota; Metazoa; Chordata; Actinopteri; Labriformes; Labridae
Source: the annotation of a GenBank genome assembly